Messenger RNA from Knipowitschia caucasica, 459 nucleotides. The record is from the annotation of a GenBank genome assembly. Lineage: Eukaryota; Metazoa; Chordata; Actinopteri; Gobiiformes; Gobiidae.
AUGGGGUGUGGAGACCAUGGGCUGCAGAGACCAUGGGCUGCAGAGACCAUGGACUGCAGAGACCACGGACUGCAGACACCAUGGGCUGCAGAGACCAUGGACUGCAGAGACCAUGGGGUGCGGAGACCAUGGGCUGCAGAGACCAUGGACUGCAGAGACCACGGACUGCAGACACCAUGGGCUGCAGAGACCACGGACUGCAGACACCAUGGGGUGCGGAGACCAUGGGCUGCAGAGACCAUGGACUGCAGAGACCACGGACUGCAGACACCAUGGGGUGCGGAGACCAUGGGCUGCCGAGACCACGGGCUGCAGAGACCAUGGACUGCAGAGACCAUGGACUGCAGAGACCAUGGACUGCAGAGACCAUGGACUGCAGACACCAUGGACUGCAGAGACCAUGGACUGCAGAGACCAUGGACUGCAGACACCAUGGACUGCAGAGACCAUGGGCUGUAG